AUGCGUCCCGGCACACUCCAUCCCGGAACCUGUCAAUGGAUUUUCUCUUCACCUGCAUUUCGGGACUGGGUCACAGGCACCGACCCCCGUCGUACCCUCUUUUGUCCAGGCCAACCAGGCGCAGGGAAAACUAUCGCUGCCUCCGCCAUUGUUCAAGAGUUGGCGUCCAGGUUCGAGAACGACUCGGAUGUCGGUAUUGCGCACAUCUUCUUCAACAAACUGAGAAGCCACGAGCAAAGCAUCGAGGCUGUAUGCCAGAGUUUGACCGAGCAACUUGUGAAGCGUGGGUCUGAUACGGCUCAGAGCGACUGGUCCCCUGAUGGAGAUGCUCCUACGCCGUUCAUCAAGACUCUCAGGCAGAUGCGAUCGACCGUCGAGAAAUACCGACAGGUAUUCAUUAUUGUGGACGCGCUUGACGAGUGUAUGGAGGCCGGAAGGGCGAGAUUUGUUGAAGAGAUGGUUAAGUUGGAGGAGCACUAUGGUGCGCGGCUACUUGUGACCUCGCGGGGCAUACCCGAGGUUACCGACUUAGUUGAGGAGGCUAUAAGGUUUGAUAUUGUUGCCGACGAUGGAGAUUUGCAACGAUACGUGGUGGACAGCCUGGGCCGUUUCCUGCCGCUUGCUCAUGCACAUCUUGAUACCACCCAAGGAGCCCAAUUGACACUAUCCAUUGUCGAGGCAUCUGCUGGAAGGUUUCUGGCCGCCCGGCUAUACAUGGGCUUACUUGCCUGCGAGUCGUCGCAACUUUCCUGCUGGCAAGCCGUUAGAGAGAACUUCUCUCUACUGACGGGGCCCGAUGUAUAUCGCGGCUUGUAUGGAGUUGCUGUAGGCCGAAUUGCGAGCCAAAUGGAUGGGCAGAACAAACUGGCCCUCUCGUGGCUUACUUUCGCAACGCGGCAAUUGACCAUGACAGAACUCCAAGAGGCCCUAGCGAUUCCAACAAGCAACUCGAACGUCAACCCAGACACACGACCAGAUAUAACCGAAAUUCUCGAGACCUGUCGCCCAUUGCUUGUCUGGGAUCCCUCAAGCGACAUUGUCAGUUUUGUCCACAACACGGCGAGGGAGUAUCUGCUCAGCCGUCAAGAUCUUAUGUACCCCGAAGCUGAUAUCGGUACCGCCUGCAUUCGGUACCUCUCCAUGUCCGAGUUUGAGACGGGGGCAUGCCCAAGCAACGAGGGCCUGAAAGAACGGCUGCAGUCACGCCCUCUGUUUCAAUACGCAGCAGUGAACUGGGCUCAUCAUCUCGAGACUGCCAAUGAGCCACCGAGUGAAGUGUACGAAUUCCUGCGCACCCAGCCCAAGAUUCAAGCAGCCUUCCAAAUGUCCUUGAUUGUCCACAAGUUGGAAGAAGCCGUGUUUGGUGGCGAAACCUCGGCACGAGAGAUGAGUGGACUGCAUAUGGCGGCGUACGCCGGUGUCCCUUCCGUCAUCAAAUCACUCUUGGCCGCAUCCACUCUUCUCAACACCAAGAGCGACGUCAUCAACAAGCGAGACGACUACGGCCAGACGCCGCUGUGCUGGGCAGCACAGAUGGGACACCAGGCAGUUGUCCAGCUCCUGCUUACCGACCCCGCCGUUAAAAUCGACUUGCGAAACUACCAAGGACGUACGCCCCUCUCACUUGCCGCGGAGCAAGGUGACGCGGAGAUUGUGAGGUCCCUUCUGGCCUGUGGCGCAAACCCGAAUUAUCGAGAUGUGAAGCAUACAACGCCACUCUGGUAUGCUUCUCGAGCAGGACACGGCGCAAUUGUCGAGCUGUUACUUCGGACCGGAAACCUUGACCCUGUCAUGUUGAACGCACGACAGCCGUACCAGCGUUCAGAGCGAGGGGAAACACCCUUAUUCAUCGCCACAAAGGGGGGACAUACGCGAAUCGUCGAGUUACUCCUCGAC
Canariomyces notabilis is the source of this 1896-nucleotide messenger RNA. RefSeq names its product ankyrin. Lineage: Eukaryota; Fungi; Ascomycota; Sordariomycetes; Sordariales; Chaetomiaceae. The record is from RefSeq and is a predicted model, not a curated record. The annotation marks the transcript as partial. The transcript is spliced from 3 exons. Gene Ontology annotation, molecular function: protein binding.